GGGGCUCCCGCUCCCGGACUCCGCCCCUCUCCCCUCCUCCGCCUCCUCCCCUUCCCCCGACUCGCCCCUGGGGAGGGGUGAGUGGGCGGGGAUUCUGGGCCAGUGGAGGAGUCACAGUCGCUUCAACCAGGCUGCGGAACGGACGGACGCGCCUGGUGCCCCGGGGAGGGGCGCCACCAGGGGAGGAGGAGGAGAAGGUGGAGAGGAAGAGACGCCCUCUCUCCCCGAGACCUCUCAAGGUUCUGACCUCAGGGGCCAGGGCACUGACAAGACAGGAGAACCAAGUUCCUCAACUUGGGCUGCCCGAAGAGGCCUCGACCCUGGAGGGCCCUGAGCCCACUGCACCAGGGGCCCCAGCACCACCCCGGGGGCCUAAAGCGACAGUCUCAGGGGCCACCGCAAGGUUUCCAGUUGCCUAGACAACAGGCCCAGGGUCCGAGCAACAACCCUUCCAGCCACCUGCCUCAACUGCUGCCCCAGGCACCAGCCCCAGCCCCAGCUCCAGCCAGCCCAGGUGACAUGCCGGUGCUCUCCAUGCCCCGGCCCUGGCGGGGGAGCACGCUGAAGCGCACGGCGGUGCUCCUGGCCCUCGCGGCCUAUGGAGCCCACAAAGCCUACCCCUUGGUGCGCCAGUGCCUGGCCGUGGCCAGGGGUCCUCAAGCUCCCGCCAGGGACCCCACACAGGAGGCCUCCGGGGCCGCGGCGGCCAAGACCGGCAUGAACCGGGUAUUCCUGCAGCGGCUCCUGUGGCUCCUGCGGCUGCUGUUCCCGCGGGUCCUGUGCCGGGAGACAGGGCUGCUGGCCCUGCACUCGGCCGCCCUGGUGAGCCGCACUUUCCUGUCUGUGUAUGUGGCCCGCCUGGACGGAAGGCUGGCCCGCUGCAUCGUGCGCAAGGACCCUCGGGCCUUCGGCUGGCAGCUGCUACAGUGGCUCCUCAUCGCCCUCCCUGCCACCUUCGUCAACAGUGCCAUCCGCUACCUGGAGGGCCAACUGGCCCUGUCUUUCCGCAGCCGUCUGGUGGCCCACGCCUACAGCCUCUACUUCUCCCAGCAGACCUACUACCGAGUCAGCAACAUGGAUGGGCGGCUUCGCAACCCUGACCAGUCUCUGACAGAGGACGUGGUGGCCUUCGCGGCCUCUGUGGCCCACCUCUACUCCAACCUGACCAAGCCACUCCUGGAUGUGGCCGUGACUUCCUACACCCUGCUUCGGGCUGCCCGCUCCCGUGGGGCCGGCACAGCCUGGCCCUCGGCCAUUGCCGGCCUCGUGGUGUUCCUAACCGCCAACGUGCUGCGGGCCUUCUCGCCCAAGUUCGGGGAGCUGGUGGCAGAGGAGGCACGGCGGAAGGGGGAGCUGCGCUACAUGCACUCCCGUGUGGUGGCCAACUCGGAGGAGAUCGCCUUCUACGGGGGCCAUGAGGUGGAGCUGGCGCUGCUGCAGCACUCCUACCAGGACCUGGCCUCACAGAUAAACCUCAUCCUUCUGGAGCGCCUGUGGUAUGUCAUGCUGGAGCAGUUUCUCAUGAAGUAUGUGUGGAGCGCCUCAGGUCUGCUCAUGGUGGCUGUCCCCAUCAUCACUGCCACUGGCUACUCAGAGUCAGAUGCAGAGGCUGUGAGGAAGUCGGCCUUGGAGAAGAAGGAGGAGGAGCUGGUCAGCGAGCGCACAGAAGCCUUCACUAUCGCCCGCAACCUCCUGACAGCGGCCGCAGAUGCCACCGAGAGGAUCAUGUCGUCCUACAAAGAGGUGACGGAGCUGGCUGGCUACACAGCCAGGGUGCACGAGAUGUUCCAGGUGUUUGCAGAUGUCCAGCGCUGUCACUUCAAGAGGCCCGGGGAGCUGGAGGACACUCAGCCGGGGUCUGGGACCAUAGGCCGGGCUGGUGUCCGUGUGGAGGGUCCCCUGAAGAUCCAAGGCCAGGUGGUGGACGUGGAGCAGGGGAUCAUCUGCGAGAACAUCCCCAUCAUCACGCCCGCCGGAGAGGUGGUGGUGGCCAGCCUCAACAUCAGGGUGGAGGAAGGCAUGCAUCUCCUCAUCACCGGCCCCAACGGCUGCGGCAAGAGCUCCCUGUUCCGGAUCCUGGGCGGGCUAUGGCCCACGUACGGUGGCGUGCUCUACAAGCCCCCACCCCAGCGCAUGUUCUACAUCCCGCAGAGGCCCUACAUGUCUGUGGGCUCCCUGCGUGACCAGGUGAUCUACCCAGACUCAGUGGAGGACAUGCGAAGGAAGGGCUACUCAGAGCAGGACCUGGAGGCCAUCCUGGACAUUGUGCACCUGCACCACAUCUUGCAGCGGGAGGGAGGUUGGGAGGCUGUGUGUGAUUGGAAGGAUGUCCUGUCGGGCGGCGAGAAGCAGAGAAUCGGCAUGGCCCGCAUGUUCUACCACAGGCCCAAGUACGCCCUCCUGGAUGAAUGUACCAGCGCUGUGAGCAUCGACGUGGAAGGCAAGAUCUUCCAGGCGGCCAAGGACACGGGCAUCGCUCUGCUCUCCAUCACCCACCGUCCCUCCCUGUGGAAGUACCACACACACUUGCUACAGUUCGAUGGGGAGGGCGGCUGGAAGUUCGAGAAGCUGGACUCGGCUGUCCGCCUGAGCCUGACCGAGGAGAAGCAGCGACUGGAGCAGCAGCUGGCAGGCAUUCCCAAGAUGCAGCGGCGCCUCCAGGAGCUCUGCCAGAUCCUGGGCGAGGCUGUAGCCCCAGCACAGGCACCAGCACAAAGUCCGUAAGACCCUGGCGGCCUCCAGGGUGCCUCCACAUGACAAGGCCCACCUGGGCCCCUGCCCCUGCCCCAAUCCCAAGCUCGGAUCACAUGAAGGAGAUAGCAGCAACUACCCACGCCCACCCUAUCCUGCAUGCCUGGCCCUCCUCCUAGAAGACCCUUCCCGCCCUUGGGAAAGUAGCUGUGGAGGAUGGCACCCUGCAUCCCUCCCCCUAACCCCGUCCCUCCCACUCCCUGGGGAGCUGCUCCACAGUGACUGGGCCCUGUCCAGGGCAGUGAGUCCUUGACUUUGCUCCACAAAGGGAGCUGGGGCAUACGGGGCCCAGUGCUGGCCACACAGCAGUGCAGCCAAACACCAGGGACCUCUCAGACCACAGCCUCCAAAGACGAGUCCCCACAAUUCCCUCCUCAGUCUCUCAAAGACCCCAUGCUCCAUCCCCCGAGAGUGGUCAGCCGAGGCUUCUGUCCCACGAGAUGCCAUAAAAGCCCCCCAGUGGAACCCAUGGUCAGACAGCCCCUCACCUGCAUCCUCUCCCCCCAGGAGCCCCAAAGAGCCUGAGGGAGAGGGAUGCACAGCACUGCCUUCUGAAUGAGAACGUAGCCCAGCCCCUCGGCCCCUUGCCACCACUUUCUACUGCCUAAUUUAUUGGAUUCUCUAUUCAUAGCCAUCUCCAUGGCCAAUGUGACUACCCUGCUAGCAGUGAGGGCGGCCCAGCCUCUGAGUCCCAUGGGGCCCUGGCUCCCACUGGUGCCAAACCCAACCCCUGGGGCCAUCACCCCACCAGCCUACACUGCCAGCUGCCACCGGGCUGCACAGGCCUCUGCUUGCCAGCCAGGAGUGCAGGCACCAUGUUCCCAGCUCAGUGCCAAAGAAGGGUCGCCUGGGGGAGCUGUCUGCAGAGCCAGCGCCUGCCCGAGGGAGACCCCACUGCCACCGUGUGCCUUUCCGGGACCCUCAGCCCUCGGGCUGGGCACCACCCCCAGUCCCCCAGUAAAAGCCUCCAUUGGCAAAUGCA
Molecule: messenger RNA, 3733 nt
Organism: Callithrix jacchus (white-tufted-ear marmoset)
Lineage: Eukaryota; Metazoa; Chordata; Mammalia; Primates; Cebidae
Gene: ABCD1
Product: ATP binding cassette subfamily D member 1
Biological process (GO): peroxisome organization; long-chain fatty acid import into peroxisome; fatty acid beta-oxidation
Cellular component (GO): peroxisome; peroxisomal membrane
Molecular function (GO): ATP hydrolysis activity; ATP binding; long-chain fatty acid transmembrane transporter activity
Source: RefSeq, a predicted model, not a curated record